GAUGGCAAGGAUGUUGACGCUUUUGCUCUUGGGUCUUGUGGCUCUUUCUGCUGGGACUGGAGUAUUUAUGGACAGACUUGCAUCCAAAAAGCUGUGUGCAGAUGAGGAGUGUGUCUAUACUAUUUCUCUGGCUCAAGCUCAAGAAGAUUACAAUGCUCCAGAUUGUAGAUUCAUUAAUGUUAAAAAAGGGCAACAGAUCUACAUUUAUUCAAAGCUGGUAAAAGAAAACGAAGCUGGAGAAUUUUGGGCUGGCAGUGUUUAUGGUGACCACCAGGAUGAGAUGGGAAUUGUGGGCUAUUUUCCUAGCAGCUUGGUCAAGGAGCAACGUGUGUACCAGGAGGCCACCAAGGAAGUUCCCACCACGGAUAUUGACUUUUUCUGUGAGUAAGAAAUCUGUGAAAACUGAGGUAAGAUGGAACAU
Dipodomys ordii (Ord's kangaroo rat) is the source of this 421-nucleotide messenger RNA. It is a transcript of the gene Otor, whose product is annotated as otoraplin. The transcript is spliced from 4 exons. Gene Ontology annotation, molecular function: protein binding. Gene Ontology annotation, biological process: cartilage condensation. The coding region runs from base 2 to 388 and encodes 128 amino acids. NCBI's taxonomy places the organism in Eukaryota, Metazoa, Chordata, Mammalia, Rodentia, Heteromyidae. The record is from RefSeq and is a predicted model, not a curated record.